GCUUGGGGUUCUGUGGCCCUAUCCUCGGGGGAGUCAGUCAACUUCAGCACCAUGAAGGGUGUCCUCAUUGCUGGCAUCAUCUUGGCACUUGCUGUUGCAGCUGAAGUGAGAGAUGCUGAAUCCCUCAGCUGUGUGCAGUGUCAUUCAUGGGAAAACACCUGUGUAAACGUCACUGCCACUGAAUGUCCAUCAGAUGCCAACACCAGCUGUGUCGGCUCCUCAGCCAGCUCCUCUCUAGGGGGAAACACACAAUUAUAUCAGGACAUGUUCUGCUCAGCGGAGAACUGCAGUGGAGAGACAAACAUGACCUUCACUGUCUAUGUGUCCAGUGAAAGCUUCAUGUUUGCAAGCCAGUGCUGCCAAGGACAGGGCUGCAGCAGCACCAGCGAUGACCUGGACACGGCGUCUGAUCGGCUAGUGCUGAGAGGCUGCUCCCACAUAAGUGGCUCCACCUGUCAGUUCCUGUCUGUGGGAAACCAGACGGUGGGAGGCGUCAUCUUCCGCGAGUUUCAGUGUGUAGAUGGCACCUUAACCUCUGCCUCUCCGCCGACCGCGGGCACUGGGUCCGGAGCCACUCUGUCCACGUCUCAGGCGACAGCGGGCACUGCUUCCAGAGACCCCCUGACCACGUCUCAGGCAACAGUGGGCACGGGGUCUGGAGCCCUCCUCCCCUCCGUGGCUCUCACCACCCUCCUCCUGUUGGGCCUGCUGCUCUGA
Messenger RNA from Otolemur garnettii (small-eared galago), 717 nucleotides. RefSeq names its product ly6/PLAUR domain-containing protein 8. Gene Ontology annotation, biological process: defense response to Gram-negative bacterium. The record is from RefSeq and is a predicted model, not a curated record. Lineage: Eukaryota; Metazoa; Chordata; Mammalia; Primates; Galagidae. The annotation marks the transcript as partial. The transcript is spliced from 4 exons.